Messenger RNA from Punctularia strigosozonata HHB-11173 SS5, 618 nucleotides. Its product is annotated as supernatant protein factor C-terminal domain-containing protein. The record is from RefSeq and is a predicted model, not a curated record. Gene Ontology annotation, biological process: protein retention in ER lumen; Golgi organization; endoplasmic reticulum to Golgi vesicle-mediated transport. Bases 1 to 618 code for a protein of 205 amino acids. NCBI's taxonomy places the organism in Eukaryota, Fungi, Basidiomycota, Agaricomycetes, Corticiales, Punctulariaceae. Gene Ontology annotation, cellular component: Golgi apparatus; endoplasmic reticulum-Golgi intermediate compartment; endoplasmic reticulum. The transcript has 5 exons.
AUGGCACGAAUAUACCCCUCGACCCUCUGUCUCUUGCUGCUGGCAGCCUUGCCGCUCAUCUGCGCUCAUGUCAUUGAAGUAGGCGCAUCCAAGAAGGAAUGUUUCUUCGAAGACCUUCACGUGAACGACAAGAUGACCGUCACCUAUCAAGUCGGAGGAGGAGGUCACCUUGAUAUUGACUUCUGGCUCACCGACCCGACCGGGAACGCGCUUGCCAAGCAGAUCAAGCAGUCAACAGGUUCAGCCUCCAUCACGGCGAAGAGGGACGGGAGACAUGAAUACUGCUUCUCGAAUCAAAUGAGUGCUAUCGCGGACAAACUUGUUAGCUUCAAUGUCCACGGCGUCCUCUACGUUGGCGAGGAAGGAACGCUCAUCUUAUCUACAGACACCGUUGCUCCCAUCGAGCGAGAAAUUCGUGAUCUCGCAAAUGGCCUCAAAUCCGUGAAGGACGAGCAGGAAUAUAUUGUAGUGCGCGAGCGGAGACAUAGAAACACGGCAGAAUCUACCAAUGCCCGGGUCAAAUGGUGGUCCGUUUUCCAAGCUGUCGUGCUGUUCUCUGUGGCAGCUUGGCAGGUGUACUACCUAAAGUCGUUCUUCGAGACAAAACGAGCAUUCUAA